AUGGCUCGCGAGCUCGGCCGUCCGCACGUCAGACGGGCGGCAGAGAAAUGCGCGGACCGGCGCAAGAUGACGACUGCCUUUUGGGCCGCGCUGGCCGCAGGCCACGUCCGCACUGCCCGGGCUCGGGCGCAGGGUGCGCCGGGUGCGGAGGUCAAGGGCAAGGUGGCGCUGAUCACUGGCGCGUCCACGGGCAUCGGCAAGGCCACGGCCUUGGGCCUCGCGAAGGGCGGCUACGGCAAGAUCUUCCUGGCCGGCCAUGACGAGGCAAAGACCCAGGCAGCGAUCCGAGACUUGAAGGCCAAGAGCGAGGCGGAGCUGGAGUAUUUGCCCCUGGAGCUGGCCAACUUGGGCUCCGUGCGCUCGGCGGCGCAGGCUUUCCAGGCCACCAGUCUGCCGCUGCACGCGCUGAUCUGCAACGCAGCGGUGAUGGCGCUGCCAGAGCGCCGGGUGACGGAGGAUGGCCACGAGUACCAGCUGGAGGUGAACUAUUUGAGCCACUUCCUGCUGGUAAACCUCCUGCUCCCGCAGCUGACGGCUGCGGGUUCGCAGCAAGAUCCCGCCAGGAUCAUCAACGUGUCCUCCUCCGCCCACUUUGUACGGAGCCCUUUGGGCUUUGGUGACGCGGGCCAGCUGGAUGCUGGCCAGGUGGACUACUACCCCUGGACGGCCUAUGGCCAGUCCAAGCUGGCGCAGGUGAUGUUUACCUAUGAGCUGGCACGGCGCCUGCAGAAGCAAGGCUUGCCAGUGGUGGCCAAUGUCUUGGACCCUGGCAUUGUGGACACAGAACUGCAGCGUUAUUUGCCCACUCGGGCGCCGGAGGCCGUGAUGAAGUUCGCCAAGUCGCCGGAGCAGGGCGCAGAGACCUCCGUUCUGCUUGCCACUGCGGCGGCCGGGCGGGCCUCCGGCGGCUACUGGGUGGAUGGGAAGCGCGCGGAGAGCUUGGGAAAAGGGGCGUCGCCCCUGCCGCUGAACAAGGAGCUGGCUGUGGAGGGGACCACGUCUUAUGACCCCAAGGUGUGGGAAGCCCUUUGGCGCCGCAGCGCUGAGCUGGUCUUAGACGUGGGGGGCGAGCCGGGCUUCCUUGCCGCAGCACUGCUCUCGCGAGGUAUUCCGGUGACGGUAGUCGACCUGUCCUGGGGCAAGACGGGGAAGAACAAUCACACGACCCAGAUUGAGGACAUGGAGGAGGCGGGGCUCCCGGAGCACGCUCGCUUCCGCGCCGUCCCGGCGGCCUUCGACGAGAGCUUCGUGGCAGAACACCGGGAGCUGGUGGAGGCAUGUAGCGCCCUGGUGUCCUUGUACGGGGAUGAGGCCACCACACCUUGCCUGCACUACGAGCCUUGGUUGCGGACGUCUGAAGCCGUUGGAGGGGGUCGGGUAUUCCAUGUUAGCCUUCGGGAGUGUAGAAGCCGCCAACAUCCGCCAACUGGCAAGUGGGCCGUUGUUGGAGGGAGUGGGUUUUUGUUCACCGGGGGAAGGGCCGCCUAA
Molecule: messenger RNA, 1488 nt
Organism: Effrenium voratum
Lineage: Eukaryota; Dinophyceae; Suessiales; Symbiodiniaceae
Source: the annotation of a GenBank genome assembly